This is a messenger RNA of Solanum stenotomum, 750 nucleotides long. Its product is annotated as auxin-responsive protein SAUR32-like. The record is from RefSeq and is a predicted model, not a curated record. Gene Ontology annotation, biological process: response to auxin. Lineage: Eukaryota; Viridiplantae; Streptophyta; Magnoliopsida; Solanales; Solanaceae. Bases 220 to 573 code for a protein of 117 amino acids. The transcript has a single exon.
CUCUUACAAAACCCCCAAUUCUAUCUCAAAAAUUUCAAAUACAGAUCAGAUAUAUGCAGUAGAUGAUGAGCAAUAUCCCAAAAUCUCUAACAGAUUCUUCUUUUACUCUCUUCAAACUUGCCAUCUCGGCUUCUGAUCCUUGGCCUUUCUCUACUGUUUUCUUAUAACAACCUCUUUCUCCGUAUUUUUUCUUCAAUUUUGAUUCAAACACAAAAAAAAAUGGGUCAUAAUCAUCAUCUCAAUUUCCAUUUUCACGUCCCUCAUAUCCAUUUUCAUCUCCAUCAUCAUCACGGAAAAAGAGAAUUGAAGGACAUACCGAAAGGAUGUUUGGCAGUAACAGUAGGACAAGGUGAAGAGCAACAGAGGUUUGUGAUCCCAGUGAUAUACAUAAAUCAUCCCCUGUUUAUGCAGCUAUUGAAAGAAGCAGAGGAAGAAUAUGGAUUUGAUCAUAAUGGACCUAUUAAUAUUCCUUGUCAUAUCGAAGAAUUUCGACAUGUUCAAGGGAUAAUUGAUAAGGAAACUACUUCUCAACACCAGCAUACUCACAAUAAUCCCUGGUGCUUCAAAGCAUGAUUUCUUCCCAAUACUAUAACUACUUUUUGACUCGAAUUUUUUUUUUGUGUUUGAUUUUUUUUUCUCUCUGUAUCUUUAUUUUUUGCUGUUUCUCAAGAUGUUCAUAUACAUACAUAAUUGUUGUGAAAGACGAUGACGAAAAUUGAAUGAUAUAAUAAUAGUAUUGAGUUUUUGUUG